Molecule: messenger RNA, 453 nt
Organism: Ochotona princeps (American pika)
Lineage: Eukaryota; Metazoa; Chordata; Mammalia; Lagomorpha; Ochotonidae
Product: dolichyl-diphosphooligosaccharide--protein glycosyltransferase subunit 4-like
Exons: 1
Coding region: 81-173 (30 amino acids)
Cellular component (GO): oligosaccharyltransferase complex
Source: RefSeq, a predicted model, not a curated record
GGCACGACGAAGUUCCUGUCCAGGACUCGUACCUGCGUGCGGAGCAAAGGCGGUGUUGUGUUGGAGCCGAGCGUGUCAGGAUGAUCACGGACGUGCAGCUUGCCAUCUUCGCCAACAUGCUGGUCGUGCUUUAUCAUUACGUGGCCGUCAACAAUCCCAAGAAGCAGGAGUGAGAGUGGCGCUUUCUCUGCCCGCAGGGCUCCAGGACAUAGUCUGAGGCAAGAUGGAGGGUGAGGGGCCUUCACACUUCAUCCCUUCCACCCAUCACGACAUGCAAAGCAACUACACCUGGAUUUUUACCAAACAACUUUAUUUCCUCAAAGUCUUCCUUAACCCUAUGGAACAGGAAGCUGCCACUUGAAUAGGGCCCAGUAUUAGGGGCUGCCUUUUUUUCCCCUGCUUCUUCCCCAGUGUCCCUCCAAUAUAAAAAUAUAGUUCUGUAAAAAAAAAAAA